Messenger RNA from Galleria mellonella (greater wax moth), 5522 nucleotides. RefSeq lists its product as uncharacterized. Bases 320 to 3484 code for a protein of 1054 amino acids. NCBI's taxonomy places the organism in Eukaryota, Metazoa, Arthropoda, Insecta, Lepidoptera, Pyralidae. The record is from RefSeq and is a predicted model, not a curated record. The transcript has 4 exons.
UCGCUUGGUGCGCGCAUCACGCCUGCGCUCAUUCGCUUUUUGCCCACCUUUCGACUCGCGCGCAGCCUCCACUAUUGUCCGCGCACGCGCAUUUCUCUCACGUGGGAACCAACUUUUUCGUGCUUUACCCGAGUAGCUAUUGAUCUGCAUCUUUCGAACCGAUCGCACGCUACGAUGUUAUUAUAAGUGCGCGCUGUGUUAUCAGUUAUGGGACGAGUGAUAAGAAAAUCCAGGACUGUAAAGUGACCUUUAGGGUUCCUGGUGAAAGUUGAGUGAUGAUCAAAUAGACGAUAGGAAUUGUAUAAGAUAAGCGGAGAUCAUGAUCUCGUCGAUAUUCCCUUUAUUAAUCGCCUUAGUAACAAGGUGUAAAUGCGACGCAACUAAUGGGUAUGGUAAUGUUGGUAAAAAUAGUGCUUCGCAAUUUGGCGAACUUCUGAAGCCUCCACCACCUCCGCCGAUAUUGCCACCAGUACCAUUCCAUGGAGGACCAGGAAGAUCGCAACGUCAAAAUUUAGGAUAUCAGUAUCUGCCACCUCCACCUCCUCCACCAGUUUCUCUUUCCAAUGAAUUUAAAUUUCCAGCACCCUUUUAUAAGCAAUAUAAUUUCAAUUUUGUACCACCUCCUCAACCAUUUACUACAUCCCCUUCUCCUUCAUUAUUCCAGAAAGUUUCGGGAUGGCUUUUCUCCACACAGCAGACGAAUCAUGAUACAAAAUCUCAAGUAUUUACCAAUAAUAUAACUCCUAUAAAGAAAGAUUGUAAUCCUUGUAAUUUAGUGCCAUGGAUACCGGUUAUUAGAUACAAUAUAGGAGCUAAAAAUUUAUACCAGAAUUCUAAUCCAACUUAUGGUCCACCGAGUCCCACAGCUUAUGCUAAUGUACCUAAUUUACCGCAACCCUUCCAAAAUAUAGAAAAUAAAUUUCCACCAUCGCCUCCACCCAUACCCCAUGCUAUCUAUGGCCCACCAAGUACUUCUCAUAUUCACAAUAGCAAUGCUAAUAAAGUUGUUAGUUCAACAUAUGGACCACCUAGUCCUACGCAUACCAUCUCAAAUCCAUCUCAAAGUCCAUUAAGUUCUACAUAUUCAGCGUUACCAAGUUCAUCUUAUUCCAUAUCAAGUUCCCCAUUUGGGAUACCUAGCACAACAUAUAAUCAACAUGAUUCUUCAUACAACUUUCCUAGUUCGUCACAAGACAUACCUAAUUCUUAUAGCGUAUCAAAUAAUGUUCGGAGUUCGACUUAUGGUACUCCAACUUCAACAUUUGCACCGUCCACAACAUUUGAAAUUCCGAAUCAAACCGAUAAAUCACAUAAAUCUGUUACUCCACUUUACGAGCCUGAAUUACUUAACCGAGAAUUGCCACAAUUUGGUGAUGUAGAGAUUUUAAGAAAUACUGAACCUGAAAAUUUACCAUUACCAAAAGUAACACAUCCAGCUGGCUUUAAAAAUUCUUAUGGAGAAAUAAUUACUAAUACUCAUGCACUAAAUGUACCAUAUUCUGUAUCAGCUACAGCUGCUGAAUCUACCAAAGUGAAGACAGAAGUUUUACCAAAUGACGCUACCAAAUUUCCUAUCCCAAAUACUUCAUUAGCUCUGGCAAAUCCUGCUCCAUUUAGUUUGAAUAGAGGAAGAAAUAUUCAUACCUUACAACCGGUAGCUUUGCCCAAUCUUAGCGUAUCGCCUUUACCUCCUAUUUUUAAUGCAAGACCUUUUAAACCAACAUCUCCUAAUUAUUCGCCAAAUAUUGUACAUGGAGUAAAUUCUAUGCAGCAAACAUCUCAUAAUGUUGACAUAUCUCCAAGUAUUCCUAUUGUGGAGUUCACUCAUUCUAUUGAUUAUCCUGCCUCCAUAACUCAAUCUCCAGUAAUUGAUAUUGAUGCAAGUAAGAAUUUUAAUUUGACGAAAGGUUAUAGAAAUAUACCAAAUAGUUAUAUCGUUGAUGGGAAUCGGGAUAUUUCAUCUCAAGCAUCUGAAGAUCAUGUAUCAGCAACCAAGUCUAUUCCUGAUUCAAGUUUUGAAAGUACGGGUGUUGAUGGAGGAAACGAUUUAUAUGAUACUGGGGUACCGACAGAUUUAAAACAUCGUUUUGUACCUUAUAACCACAAACCUGAUUUUGCAGAUUUAAGAGGAGUAAAAGAUGAAGAUGUUGAUAAAUAUAGAACAGAAAGUAAUUUACAGAAUAUUGACUCACCUUUACUGUAUCUUAAACCAAGUGCGCCACAUAAAGAUUAUGAAAAUUUUGGAGUUGUUGUUUCAACCCCAGUGAGUGGCAAUGAUUAUGAGAUAUAUGAUGAUGUUCAAACAACACCAAUUCCACAAUCUACUUUUGCAACUGGUUGGGAGGAAAGUAGAGCUGACUAUAGUCAGAGUGUUCAAGAAAAUAUAAGUAAACCCAAAAUUGUUCAGAUAAUAGUUCCAUAUACUACUAAUAAAGGUGGGAGUAAAAAUAAUGGAAAUUUCGAAUAUAUUUCUCAUGAAUGGGAGUCGAAAGACGAGGAUGAGUACCAGCCUAGGAAAAUUCCAACUAAUACAGAGAAUCCUUAUAUUAGUACCUUGACAGAAAAUUAUAAUAGUAUAAGUACAACUACAGAAGAUCCAACAUUGACAGUUACUGAAAAUAAUGAUUCCCAUCAACUAAAUACAGCAGCAAUACUAAAUGAUUUGUAUGAUGUUAGAGAACCACCUUUUGAUAUAAUUAAAUUGCAAAACACGAUAGAUGAUUGGACGGAACAAGAAUAUUCUAAGCGUUAUAAAACACCACAACGUUCUCGUGGUGCUGAAAAAUAUGCCAAACAGAUUCCCGAUGACUUUUUUACAACUACUGUUCCUACUAAUUAUGUUACAGCGACAAAUAAUUUUAAUUAUGAAUUUUAUGAUCAUGAAGGUUCCAGUAGUAUUCAACAUUCAGUAACUGAAAAGAAAAACAAUUCAUCUAGUAAGUCUAGAAAGCAGUAUAAUACUAUUGAAAGAACUAAAAGUAAACAAAGUAUUGGUAAAAAUCAAGAAAUUGAUGAAAUUAAAAAACUCCAUAUAUACACAGCAGCUUCGACUUUUCGAAGUACUACCACUACUCCCGCUCCUUGGGAAAAAAUUCAGACGUCUAUAUCCCCAUUAACUAAAGAAAAAGUGUAUGUUGUUACAUCAAAGCCGUGGUUAGAAGCGUACAAUAUAUCUAAAGGAUGGUUAAACGCGGAAUCUUUUGAAUCUCAUAAGACAAAUAUUGACAACAAGCCAUCUGGAUCAGACAAUCUGCCCUUUAAAUCACCAAGAUUUUCUGCUCGACCAUCAUUUGGCGAUCCUGUUAAAUCGGAUUCAUUAUACGGAUUUUCAAAAAGCUGGUACCAAAGUAUAAAUGAUUUGGAAAAUCGAAGACAUAGCAACAGCACAUUGUUACAAGAAGGUUUUCAACAGAACCAUUACACUAACGAGGAAGAGGAUACAAUCGAUGCUACGACUGUCGGACCUCAUAGUGAUGCAUUAUAAUACAAAGAAAUUAUGUGAAAACUCUAUAGUGAAUUUAGUUAGUAAAUGAAAGUAGACAAAUAUUAAUGGAAAGUGAUAGUGAACUGAGGUGAAAAUAAAGUAGUUAUAUUAAAGUGACUAUAAUGAAAUAUAAACUACAGUAACACGUGUAAGUCGAUAGUUUCCCAAAUUAAGGAGAGUAUCUAAAUUACCAUAGAUUUUAUCAUAUUUUUGUAUAAUCCUCUUCCAUUGCUAUUGCCAUGUUAAUAAAGUAGAACAAAAUGUAACUUACAUGCAUAUUACAUAUCUUAUUCAAAAUUUUCAAGAAUUUUUAUAUUGUAAAAGACCAAAUAAUUUUGUGUUAAUUAUAACCGAAUGAUUUUUCAGUCAUGGCGAACACUAAUAAAAAAACUAAAAUGUACUCUUAAAAUUUGAGAAGUAAGAGCCAAAUAGAUGUUUGGAUGAAUGUUGAUUGUUAAAUUUUUUUCAUAACAUAAUUAUUGUCACACACCACCCUUCUUGUAAAUGUAGUUAUAUAUUGGAGAUAAAUACUAGUAAUAAAACCCUACAAAGGUAGGUAGGGUUCAAGCCGCCUGGACAUCAUGACAGAGAGAGACCUGUGCCUGAUGAUGGAAAACCAAUAGGUUAGAAAUAUUAUUUAUUACAUGAAAAUCGUAUCAAAUUUAAAGUAUAAAAUUAAGAUUUGAACCGCAGCUUCUACGCCAAGCUACGGCCAGUCCUCUUAUUAGCUUGCAAUAUACGCAUUUUUUUAAUUACUAAAUAAUUAUUAAAUAUGAUUUUCAUAUUUUUAAUAAUAUUUCUAUAUCAAUUUAAAAUUUAUGUAAUAAAUUGUCAAGGGACCAACUUUACUAAUAUAUCAUAAAUAAAAAUGUUUAAAAUAGGUUACACUUAUAGACUUUUUGUAGUGGUAUUACAUGUAAAUAAAGUGUACACUAUUGAAGCAUAUAACAAUAGGUAUGGGUUUUGUAUCUAUGAAUUUCAAAAUGCUAAUAGAUAGUUAGAUAUACCUACGUAUGAAAUGUAGAGCUAUUAUAUGGCAUGAACUGACUUUAAUGUAUAUUGUAUGAAUUAGGAAAAAAUACGGUAUAUAAAACUACGAGUAUUAAAGUAUUAUUAUUAGGCAAAAAGUUUGUAUACCGUAUAAUAAAAAUUGCAUUUUAUUUUAUAGAAAAACAUUAUUAAGAAGCGGGUUUACGAAUAAAAUUUAUAGAUGCGUGUAAAUUUAGGAUAUAAAUACACAUAUAAAUUUUAUUUAUGAACACGCCUUUUCAUCUGUGUGUUUUAUUCAUGUAAGUGUAUUAUGAACGUAUAUAUUGUAAGACAAUUAAUUGAUCGAUAGCUUGACUGCAGUUUAUUAAUAAAUUUAUCUUAAUUACAAUACAUUAAAAUUCUUACGCGAGCAAAACUUACAGAUGUGAAGAGGGCUUAAUGAUAUCCAGAAAUUAUGUAUCAUUCUUCACUAGAAUACGACGGUCAAUCAUCUUUUUGAAUGAAAUUUCUUCUAUGUAAGUUUUAAAGAGCUAUUGUAAUUAUUAUAUAACUCUGUAGAUUUUUAAUACAGAAUUACAUAUCUUCAAGUAUAUUAUAUUGCCAUAAAGAUAUUAAACAUAGAUACACAGUAUUUAUUGUAUUAAAUACAGUGUACUUAUGUAGAGUCGUUGACCAAAACUUCUAUAUUUUUCUAUUUGAAUAAUAUUUUUUAAAUUUAGUUUACCUGUAAAUAUUAUUAUUGUAAGUAAAUGAAAUGAAAUAUUAAUGAAACAUAUUUUAUUUAUUUCUUUAAUUUGUAGGUAUCUAGAUUUAACUUAAUUAAUGUAACCUAUCACCCAAAAUAUAUAAAUUCGAGGAAAUCGAUUGAAACAAACAUAUUUACAAAUUGGAUAUUUUUAUCUGUUUAAUAGGUAUGUAAUAAAACUUUAAUAGAUAAAACGGAGAAAUAAAAAUUAUUUGUUUACGUAUUUUAAUUCACAAUUAAACUUUUAUGCACAAUUAUAUAAGUAAGUGUACAUAGGGUAGACUUAACACCUAAUGGCGUUCU